AAGUUUAAAUUUUUAUUUUAUUUUCUAAAAUUUCUCCUUACAUAAGUUACAUUAUUUUUGGAAUGUUAAUUUUUGAUAAAGAAGAAUGACAUACAACUUUAAUAUUUAGAUUACGUAAUUAGGACGGAUAACAAAGAGACAUGUAAGCGCUAAAUUAUUUACUUUGGAUUAUGUACCUUACAUGUAAAUUAAGGCUUUUGUUAAACAACCUUUUCCUAUUACUCAUGUGUAAAAUUGUUAUAACACCUGUCACCCGUGACUGGAUUAUUGACCAACCAGUGAAAUUAGGUUGUGGUCAAGGCAGCUUUACAAGGUAAUUUUUGAUUGGUGAAAACAGGAGAAAGUUAAGAAAUCAGUGAUCAUGUGACCACGCCCGCAUGGAAACAAUUUAUGUUUUCAACGGUCACUUUGAUUACUGAUUUCAAAUAAUAAACAUCUAUAUUUACUAGAACUUUCUCUUGUUUUACACCAGGUAAGUUGAAUUAUAUUUUUUGUAUUUUUGUUUUAUUUAAAUUAAAGAGUUUAGAUUACUUUAUAUUUUGGAAAAGCCAAAGUUAAGUUAAAAUUUAUUUAAUGAUAUUCACUUAAAUUAAUUGUAUAUAUUUUGUAUAGAUUUUAUUUGUUUCCAUUGAGAUUAAUUAUUUAAUGUUGGAUACGCUUGGGACGCGAUACUUUUUAUUUAUGUAAACAAUUGAGAUACGUUUCAAGAAUUUAUUUAAUUCAAAUCUAUUUUAUGUUUAGAAACAUUUAGUUAACUUUAUAAUAGUUAUUUGAAAAAGUUUAUUUAAAGUCCGGAAAUAUUUCAUAUUGUAUCCGUAGUAACUUUUAAGUAUUACAAUGUCCAGGGGAGAUAAUUUGUAAUUUUUAUUUGCCGGGAGAAAUGUCUUUUGUUGAGAAAGCAUGAUUAAGAGUUAAAUCGAAAGCUAAAUAACAUAGACAUGAAACCUUAUUUCCUUCUUUAUUAUUCUGUGCUAAAAGUCAUCAGACACAGCACGAGAAGUCGGUACAACAUUUGGUGGAGAGACCGAAAGAUCCAAAGCUAGUCCCAAAACAAGUAAGAAGAUAACAUCAGCAACAUACAAAUGCCAGCACCACUUAAUAGCUACCUACUCCGAAGUCAAGACACAAUAAGACCAGAAGCAAGGGUGCAUCAACAAGUAACAGAGACAACAACUUCAACAUCAACAGCUUCAACGUCAACAGCUUCAACUUCAACAUCAACAGGUCCUGUCCUAUUAACAGAAACAAUAUCAACUGUGACCACACCCACAUCAACAGAAUCAACUGCAUCAACAGCAUCAGCAACAUCAACUGCACCAACAGCAUCAACACCUGCAGUAGUCCAAGUGAUAAGAGAAGUGAGUGUGAACAUGCCGUCAGGAAUAAACCUAAACAAUUAUGAUGGGAAAUCAUCUGCAUCACAAUGGUGGGGAUAUUUUAUACGUUGGACCCUCAUUCAAAAAAUGUGCGAACAACAACAGUGUAAUUCCUUCCCAUUCUUUAUGGCAGAUGGUAUUCCAAAACAAUGGUUUGCAACACUUUCAGAUACUGUGCAUAAUUCAUUACAGCUAUUGAAGGAUGAAUUUUUCAAACGCUUUGAAAAAUCACAAGGGCUGUUUGAUGUUAACAUUCUCCAAUUAAAACAAGGCCAAAAAGAAAGAGUGGAUGAGUUUAUGGCGCGAUUACAAGAAAAAACCAUAGGACAGGACAUUCCUGACAACAUCAAGAUAGGCAUUGCAAUUCAAGGUUUCAGAGGGGAGAUAGGGAAAACAGUCCACAACACUUUUCCAAAACCAGUUACCUUGGAACAAUUAAGGGCCAUUGCAGAAAAUGCAGAGAAAUCGGAACAACUUGUACCAGCUAUGGUUGCUCCAUUAGAUCCCGUUAUUGCCAGACCAGAAUUGUCAAACCUUCCUGCUAUUGCAAAGUUGCAACAAAAUUGUCAUGAUUUUGGAAAUAUGUACAAAUUUCUUACUCAGGGUAUUCUUCCUGCAGACAAUGAUCAGAGUUCAAAAGUUCAGAAAUCUGCUCAAGAUUACUCCAUCUGUAAUAAUGUUCUGUAUAAAUGGUUUCAGAAGAGAGUCAGAGUUGACAAUGGCGAAAAGUGGAUCAAACAAUUAUGUCUCCCUCAAGCUCUUAGAGAGGAUGCUCUUUUAAGUUAUCAUGAUAGUUUAGUAGGUGGUGCACAUCUUGGGAUCGAACGUGUUUAUCAUGCUUUGAGUCUUAAGUACUUUUGGCCUAAAAUGCACCAAAGUAUUGAAAACUAUAUUCGAUCAUGUGAUCGCUGUCAGAGAAUUAAAAGAGAUACAAAGGGUAAGAAACCACCUCUUAAUCCUCUGCCAGUUGACACAACCUUUGAAAGAUGGCAUAUGGAUUUUCUGAAACUCAGUAAAACUAAUGAAGGUUAUUCUUAUGUGUUGCUUUUAGUAGAUUCUUUUUCUAAAUGGAGUGAGGCCUUUCCUAUGAAAACUCAAGAAGCUUCUGAGGUUGCAAAGGUUUUAUUUCGUGAGAUUAUUAGUCGUUAUGGUGCAAUGAAGUGUCUAGUCACAGAUCUUGGUAGAAAUUUUGUAUCGAAUUUGGUGAAUGCUUUGUGUGAAAUGUUAAAUAUUACAAGGCAUCAUACAAGUUCCUACCAUCCUCAGACAAAUGGAUUAGUGGAAAGGACCAAUAGCACAUUAAUACAGGCAGUCAGAGCUUAUAGUGAUAAGGACCAGAACAAUUGGCCAAAUAAACUCCCUGGUAUUUUAAUGGCUUUUAGAAAUUCCCCAUCAACUCAAUCAACAGAGUAUUCUCCCUUCUCAAUGGUGUUCGGCAAGGAGAUGAACUUACCUUUUGACGCAUCUGUUUUGCCAAAAGACAAUCUGUCAAAAGAUGCAAAACACCAUUUAGAAGAAAUAAUUUCAAAUCUCAAAAUUACCCAAGAUUUGGCUGCUGAAAAUAUUAAGCUUAAACAAGCAAAAAUGAAAGAACGAUACGACAAAAAUACCAAAAUUCCUGAAUUUAGGCUUAGAGAUAAAGUUUUACUUAAAGAGCAUGUAAGCCCUGUCGGUCGUUCACCAAAAUUAGUUGAUAAAUUUAAUGGUCCUUAUUACAUAACUGACUGUGGGCCGAAUUUCACAUAUAAAUUAAGACGCUGCAGUGACCAGAAGGAAGUUAAAGCUAUGGUCAAUGCGAGCAAUCUUAGGCAAUAUGUAGAUCCCACUGAUUUCCGCGACCCGCCACAAGCUCCAGAACGUCCAGUUCCAGAUGAUCCACCCGAUGUGCAAAAUAACCAACCUGCAGAUAAUGAUCAAGAUGAUCAAAUUGCAGACGAUGAGAGUACAGAUUCAGAGACUAACAGUGAUAAUGGAGAUGAACCAAACAAUGCUAAUGAUGAUACAUUUCAUGAGGUUGAGACACUACUAAAUACAAGGAAAACAAGAGGAAUACAGUAUUUUCUUGUAAAAUGGAAAGAUGGUUCCAAACCGACAUGGGAACCAAAACAGAAUAUUGGAGAGGGUUUGAUACAAGAAUAUUAUACAAGGAAAACUAAGAAAGGAAGGAGGAGAAAACAGAGGAAAUAUUUUACCAGGCCAUAGGUGAAAACAAAUUACUGUACAAAUUUCACUGGAAUAACACAGAUAAAGCUUUGAUGGCGAAUAACUCACUUACAUUCAAAUAAUCUGGAUUGAACUCAAGUUUCGAAUCUGCGCAGUAGAACAUUUUUAUUUAUUUGACCCUUUGAUUAACAUUUUUUUUUUUUUAAUUUCAGAAAUUUGAUAGGCAAAUUUUGAUGUGAAGUCAAACCUAACAGAAUGCAUAUGUGUUUUGUUGUCAGUAGUGCUAGAGUACGGCCGUGCUCAUUCGACUAAUCAUCACUUUUUUUUAUAUUAGCAAUUUAGUGUCCUGAGAAACUAGAAUCCAUUCCAAUAUUAUAGUUAUGUAUGAUGAAGUUAAGUGUUCAGUGAAAUGUUACCGAGAGCCAAAGUGGAGGAGUUUAGAGUGUAUUAAUGUUUAGUUUAUUUCUUUUUGUAGGAUUUAGAACACAGUUAUAUUAAAUAUAUUUUUAGAUUUUAUUAUGUCAUAGAGAUUGCAGAUCAUGAGAUUGCAGAUCAUGCGCUUACGAGGAGUGAGCAUAUAAGAAAUCAUUCAUUUUCAUGGUUUAUAUUUGAAUUUUAUAUUGUUAUAUUGUCUUUUAAUAUGAAAAUUUAUUGGUACUUUGACUUUUCUGUUGCACUAGCACCUGGUUUACUUGAUUUUUCAUUAUUGGAAAACUGCAUCAGUACUAUAUAAACACACAUAUUUUAGUGUGCGUGUUAAUCUUCCUCCACAUAUGCAAAAUGAUAAUAUUAAGUAAAUGCAUAUUUGCAAACAUACAAUACCUCAGUGCCUCUCCGUUUCAAGUGUAUUAACAUACACCCUUUGAAAUUUUGGAAGUGUCUUAUUGAAUAUCUGCAAUUAUGACCAUACAUAUAUGUAUUUUUAAUUUUUAACUAAGUAUUUUAUGGGCAUUAGAUCACAAAACUACAUUCACAUGAUUGUGAUAUAUAAACAUUAACUCUAUAUGAACUUUUAAAUUAUGUUUAUCAUACUUUUAUUCUUUUUACAUGUAUAUAUAUACGAUUAUUAUUCUUAUUUUAUCAGUUCAGAUGAUGUUUCAAAUUCAAGCUUUGGGACAAAGCUUAGUGAGGUUGAGGAAGAGUUGUUAUAGAAAAAUUAUGAAUUGCCAAAGACAAAAUUUUAAUAUAACAGACCAAAACUUAAGUGAAAAUUAUUCAAUUUUUACAAUUUGAGUUAAAGUAUUUUGAAGUUUAAAUUUUUAUUUUAUUUUCUAAAAUUUCUCCUUACAUAAGUUACAUUAUUUUUGGAAUGUUAAUUUUUGAUAAAGAAGAAUGACAUACAACUUUAAUAUUUAGAUUACGUAAUUAGGACGGAUAACAAAGAGACAUGUAAGCGCUAAAUUAUUUACUUUGGAUUAUGUACCUUACAUGUAAAUUAAGGCUUUUGUUAAACAACCUUUUCCUAUUACUCAUGUGUAAAAUUGUUAUAACACCUGUCACCCGUGACUGGAUUAUUGACCAACCAGUGAAAUUAGGUUGUGGUCAAGGCAGCUUUACAAGGUAAUUUUUGAUUGGUGAAAACAGGAGAAAGUUAAGAAAUCAGUGAUCAUGUGACCACGCCCGCAUGGAAACAAUUUAUGUUUUCAACGGUCACUUUGAUUACUGAUUUCAAAUAAUAAACAUCUAUAUUUACUAGAACUUUCUCUUGUUUUACACCAGGUAAGUUGAAUUAUAUUUUUUGUAUUUUUGUUUUAUUUAAAUUAAAGAGUUUAGAUUACUUUAUAUUUUGGAAAAGCCAAAGUUAAGUUAAAAUUUAUUUAAUGAUAUUCACUUAAAUUAAUUGUAUAUAUUUUGUAUAGAUUUUAUUUGUUUCCAUUGAGAUUAAUUAUUUAAUGUUGGAUACGCUUGGGACGCGAUACUUUUUAUUUAUGUAAACAAUUGAGAUACGUUUCAAGAAUUUAUUUAAUUCAAAUCUAUUUUAUGUUUAGAAACAUUUAGUUAACUUUAUAAUAGUUAUUUGAAAAAGUUUAUUUAAAGUCCGGAAAUAUUUCAUAUUGUAUCCGUAGUAACUUUUAAGUAUUACAAUGUCCAGGGGAGAUAAUUUGUAAUUUUUAUUUGCCGGGAGAAAUGUCUUUUGUUGAGAAAGCAUGAUUAAGAGUUAAAUCGAAAGCUAAAUAACAUAGACAUGAAACCUUAUUUCCUUCUUUAUUAUUCUGUGCUAAAAGUCAUCAGACACAGCACGAGAAGUCGGUACAACAUAUG
Messenger RNA from Mytilus trossulus (common blue mussel), 5801 nucleotides. RefSeq lists its product as uncharacterized. NCBI's taxonomy places the organism in Eukaryota, Metazoa, Mollusca, Bivalvia, Mytilida, Mytilidae. The coding region runs from base 1083 to 3578 and encodes 831 amino acids. Gene Ontology annotation, molecular function: nucleic acid binding. Gene Ontology annotation, biological process: DNA integration. The record is from RefSeq and is a predicted model, not a curated record. The transcript has 3 exons.